AUGAUCUCUAUGCUGAGGGCCACUCAAGAUGCCUCCGAGGAGGCAACCCGUCCAACCCACAUCAACGUUACUGCCACAGCCUCAUCAACCAUUCUCCAUAAGCACAACAGCGGGGCUCCUUUUACCAUCACUCUCACGGCUGUCUUGCCCAUCAUUCCCAACCAAGUUAACAAGCCUUUUACAGUGUUCAUCCACGACACCCUGCUCGACCCAAAAAGUAUGGUAUUCUUCCAGAAUGGCCUUGAGCUGGUGAAAUCCGAAUCUGUUGAUCAUCCGAAUCAGCCAAAGGCAAGACUGGGUCAGUCUAGUGUAUAUUCCUCCGAGGGCUCCUGCACCGUCGAUCGUGAGAAUGAGCAACAUUUUGUGACACUUCAGCCAGGCGUACCUUACCGAGUGACUCAUACCAUGAAAGUUCGGCCAAAGUUCUCAAUGAAUAACGCACAUGACAAGGUGCCGUGGGUGUCGCCGUUCGGACAUACUCACGGGCUCAACGUUGGCGCGACUUAUCAGGUCGAAUUGGGUGAUGGCAUGAGCCAUAUUAAGUGGUUUCGACGCGGAAAAAAGGAAGAGGUACUCAGCGGGUAUGAGGGUUUCUGGGACUAUUUUUGGGAUCUUACCUGCUUGAGGAGAAAGCCGAAAGAGCGGAUAGGCGAUUCGAAUAUGCGGCCUGUUCCGCUUGUGCUGCUGAACGAGGUUUCUGUUACGGUUGCAUUUUAG
Molecule: messenger RNA, 717 nt
Organism: Aspergillus melleus
Lineage: Eukaryota; Fungi; Ascomycota; Eurotiomycetes; Eurotiales; Aspergillaceae
Exons: 1
Coding region: 1-717 (238 amino acids)
Source: RefSeq, a predicted model, not a curated record